This is a messenger RNA of Oryza sativa Japonica Group (Japanese rice), 3145 nucleotides long. RefSeq names its product disease resistance protein RPM1. Gene Ontology annotation, molecular function: ADP binding. Gene Ontology annotation, biological process: defense response to other organism. The record is from RefSeq and is a predicted model, not a curated record. NCBI's taxonomy places the organism in Eukaryota, Viridiplantae, Streptophyta, Magnoliopsida, Poales, Poaceae.
UUCGCGAUUACUUUUCUGCAAGUCAGAGAUGACAGCUGCAGUGCAGCCACACUGCUGUAGUGUCGUCUACUCAAUCCCCCGCCCUUCGCGUGGAUGGCUCCGGCGAGGUCCGCCGUCGCCGCCGCCGCCGCCGGUAGCACGUACAGGCAACGGAAGCUGCAGCGUCAGGAUUAAACCCGCAAAAGGAUAGCCAAGGUUCCAGACUUCCAGUUAUAGGUUUAAAGCUAAAAUUUGAACAUGGUAGAAGCUUUGGUCAUAGCAGUUGUUCAAAAGAUUUCAUCGGCACUUGCAGAAGAAGGAUCGAAGAUACUUGCUUCUAAGUUGAAGAAGCAAGCACCUGACCUUCUUGAAGUAACCAAUAAAAUGAGACUACUUCAAAGCGACUUCUCAAUGUUGCAAGCAUUCAUAGCUCAAGUGGCUGUGGACAGGUCCAAUGAUAUGGUACUUGAGGCCUGGAUGGAACAGGUAAGGCUAGCAGCGCAUGAAGCUGAGGACAUUGUCGAUGAAUACACUUAUCUUGUUGGCCAAACGGAAGGGACUGGCAGUUUCCUAAAGAAAGCAUUCAACCAAGCAAUCGAAGUUAAGAAAUGGCGCAAGCUUUCAGCUCAGGCAAAACUAGUAGAGGAUCGUCUACAAAAGAUUUCUGAAGCGAAAAAUAGAUUUGAUAUCUCAUUUGCAAGCAGUGGAAGAGAGAAUACAGCGAGUUAUCCAAGUAGGCACCAUCAUUUAUCUGAAUAUUCAUACUUGAAUGAUGAUGAUGAUUUAGUUGGUAAUGCAGAAGAGAUGAAGCGAUUAAUAGAAUGGUUAUGUGAUGCAAAAAAAGAUCGCAGUGUAAUCUCCAUAUGUGGAAUGGGAGGGUUGGGCAAGACAACUCUUGCUAGUAGCAUUUACAAGAAGGAAGAAAUUAAAAGAACAUUUAUUUGCCGUGCAUGGAUCACUGUCUCACAAAAUCACGGUGUUAAAAAUCUCCUGAAAAAGAUCUUAGUCCAACUCAUGAGCAAAACUGAAAAUAUUAUGGAUGGGGCUGAUACCAUGGAUUGUGUGAGUCUUGUGGAACAACUUCAAAGAUAUCUAAAAGGGAGGAGAUACUUAAUUGUUCUGGAUGAUGUAUGGAGUAGGGAGGCCUGGCCUUUACUAGAUAAUGCAUUUGUUAAGAACAACAAUGGCAGCCGAGUAGUUAUCACAACUCGAAUCGAAACGGUAGCAUCUCUAGCAGAUGCAAACUAUGAACUGAAGCUUACACUUCUACCAAAGCAGGAAGCCUGGACUCUUUUCUGUCAAAAGGCUUUCUCAAGAUUAGAUGACAGAAGUUGCCCCCAUAAUCUGAAGACCGUCGCUGAAAGAAUCGUGGAGAAAUGCCAAGGUUUGCCACUGGCUCUUGUAGCUAUAGGGAGCCUUUUAUCGUACAAAGAAAUGGAUGAGCAUGAGUGGGAGUUGUUCUAUAAUCAACUUAGGUGGCAGCUCAGUAACAAUCCAGAGCUGAGCUGGGUCGCUAGUGUUCUGAAUCUCAGUUACAAUGAUCUCCCUAGUUAUCUAAAGAAUUGCUUUCUUUACUGCGGCCUGUUCCCUGAAGAUUAUCGAAUUGAGAGAAAACGGUUAAUCAGAUUGUGGAUAGCCGAAGGAUUUGUUCAGGAUAGAGGACCUGAGACAACAUUGACAGAUGUAGCUGCAUGUUACCUGAAGGAACUUGCUAGUCGAUCAUUGCUUCAGGUUGUGAAUAGGAAUGAAUAUGGAAGGCCAAAGAGAUUCCAGAUGCAUGAUCUUGUUAGGGAAAUAUCCCUAACCAUAUCUAAGAAGGAAAAAUUUGCUACUACAUGGGACUGUCCUAACUCAGAUGGAGUUACCGAUGGAUCACGGCGUGUUUCUUUACAAAAGGAUGGCAAUUUAGUCCAAGCAGCAAAAUGUUCAUCUCAGCUUCGGUCCAUGCUCAUGUUUACAGAGGAAAUAUCGUUGUCUUGGUUCACAGAUUGCUACCAAAGCUUUAGAUUGCUAAGGGUCUUGUGCCUGAGAAAUUGCAAUGUUCACAAGGUACCAGAUUCUGUUUCUCAGCUGUUUAACUUGCACUACCUAGACUUGGGAUACACAAAACUGAAAGAGAUACCGAGUUCGAUAGGGAAGCUUAGCAAUCUGCAAACGCUUUAUCUCAAUGGUUCUGUGCUGGAGUUACCCAGUGAGACCACAAUGUUAACUAAGCUUCACCAUCUACUUAUAGAUGUCGGGCGGUUUGGGAAGUCAGCGAGUAGCAAAAUAAGUUGCCUGGAACAUCUACAGACUCUGAGAAGCAUAGAAGCCAAUAGCUACAUAGUGAAAAACCUUGGAUGCUUGACAAGGAUGAGAAGUGUCGGUAUCAUGAAGGUGCUGGAGUCCCACAACACUGAUCUAUGGACCUCAAUCAGCAAGAUGACAUCUCUGAAUUCAUUGUCUGUUCUCGCAGAAGAUCGUGAUCGAUACGCCCUUGAUCUCGGCAACUUAAAACCUUUAUCUCACCUGGAGAAGCUGAUGAUAAGUGGCAGGCUACACAAAGGAGCAAUUCCUCCCGUUUUUGCCAGCUUCACCAAACUGAGAAGCUUGAGCCUCUGCUUCUCUGGUCUUCAUGAAGAUCCGCUCGCUUCUUUUGCUGCCAUGUUCCAGAAUCUAGGCCAUCUUAACCUUUACCGGUGCUUCGACGGGGCGAAACUGACAUUUCGCGCUGGAUGGUUCCCUAACCUGAAACACCUGUACCUGAGCUCCAUGAAUGAGCUCAGGGAGGUUGAGGUUGAGGAUGGCGCCAUGAGAAGCUUGUGGAGACUUGAGCUUUGGAGCUUGAAAAGCUUAACAUCUGUGCCACAGGGCUUUGUGCAUCUUAGGUCACUCCAGCAGCUGUGCAUUGGAUCAUUGAUGCCUGAAGAGUUCCACAGGAGGUUAGAGGGAAUCGAUCGGUGGAUUGUUCGGCACAUCCCCUACAUCGGAGACCCGUGAUCGCGCUGCUACCCUCACAAGCAUGAUAAACUGUGUAUGAAAUUUCAUGAUUGGAUCGGAUUGGAGGCUUUCUUAAGAAAAAAUGUUGUCUUAAUCUGUUUUAAUGCAAUUUUGAAGGGUCAUCUAAUUUAUGCCACACACUGCAAUAGUGGCAGUUCUUGAAUCCAAUAACACUGGAGGUUUAUUU